CGCCGUAGACGAUUUGCACGUUCGUCCAUCCAACGUGUAACGAUAUAUCGGUAGCAAGAUAGUUUCUGUCAUUUUUCUUUUUAUUUAGACGCGAUUAGAAUUUAUAUACUAAUAUGGACGAUAUUAUAUAAUGUGGACGAAUAUCUGUGUGAUUGGCAUUCUGUCUGUGAUUGGAAUUAGUGCACAUUCUGCUUCCGACGAAGUUUUGCCAUGGUCCUUGGGAAAAGCCCUGCACGCGAAGAAACUCCCGUACGCGUACCGUGCAUCGUAUAACUGCAAAAAUAUAGGCCAUUUUCCGGAUGUCCACAACUGCAAGCGAUUUUAUCAGUGUAACAGCUUCUUCGGACUACCUUUUGUUCAAAAUGUUUUUGAGUGCGAGAAUAAUCUGGUAUUCUCGAUCAGCACAGAAACCUGUGUAACGCCCGAACAGAGCGGCAGAUCGGAAUGCCAGAAAAGAGUUGCACCACCCGCAAAAGGGAAACCACAACCGCCGGCUUCGCUUCAGAAACCACUGAAGGAAAGUAAAUCACCACCUACAAAAGCAAAAUUAAAAUCAACACCAACGCCAAAACCACAAUCACAAACGUCUAGAAAACCGCUAAAGAAGACUGCUAUACCACCGUCCCCACAACCUUCUCCGUCAUCUUCACCACCAUCUCCAAAACCGCAACCAGAACCACAACCGCUGCAUUCAUUAAUUUCCCAACCGCCACAGGAUCCUCUAACCUCAGCUGAACUGCAACCGAAAGACGAGUCAAAACCGGGGCCGAAACCAGAAACAUCGUUGCUCAGUGUCACUGAACCGCUCGCACAAUGGCAUCAAGCUUCAAAACCCAACUCUGCAAUUUUGAAACCCAAUGGCACAGCUCUGGAACCCAAUGCCACAACUGUGAAACCCACUGCCAAAACUUUAGAAUCCACCGCCAUAACUUUGGAGCGCAAAGACCUAACACCGGAACCUAUCGCCACAACUUUGGAAUCAAUCGCCAAAGCUUUGAAACCUACCACUACAAUUUUAAAACCCAACAUCACAGAAGAUACAUCUCAAACAAUUUUGCAAAUUAACAAAUCUACAGUUGGAACCUCGAAUCCAAACAUCACAAAAGACAUACCGGAACAAACUCCUGAAAUCGAGAAGCCUGUCAUUCCUGAUACGAAAGCCAACGUGACAAAAGGGCUCUUUGGACAAAUUUCUAAAGCUGUGGAAACCGUCGACGUAACUUCGCAACCCAGCAUCACAGAAAACAUAUCUGAACAAGUUCCUGAAACCGAGGGAGCCAUCGUCGCAAAUUCCAAACCCAACAUCACAGAGGGUAUAACUGAACAGAACCCUGAACUCGAUAAACCUAUCGUCGCAGUUGUGAAACCAAAUAUCACGAAAAAGAUAGUUGAAAAAAUUCCUGAAAUUGUGAAAUCUACCGUCAAAACUACGUCACCCACAAUCCCGGAAGACAUACGUCAACAAAUUCCUAAAAUCGAUAAACCUGUCAUCGCAACUUCAACACCUACAGCCAUAGAGAGUAUAUCUGAACAAGUUCCUGAAAGCGAGAAACCCGUCAUUUCAGAUAUGAAACCCAACGUCACAAAAGGGCUAUUUGGACAAAGUUAUGAAACUGUGCAAUCUGCCGUCAGAACUUCGACACCUAUCAUUACAGACGAGCUACUUAAAGAAAUUACUGAAAUUGAAGAACACGCCACCGGGACUUUGAAAUUGAACGUUACAGAGGACGUACCUGAACAAAUUCCUGAAAUUGAGCAACUUGUCGACAGAACUUCGGAGCCCAACAUCACAGAGGAAAUAUCUGAAAAAAUUCCUAAAAUUGAGGACGCCGUUGACGGAAAUUCGCAACCUAACAUCACAGAGGCCAUAACUGAACAAGUUCCUAAAUCUAAGAAAAUCGACGACGCAACAUCGAUUCUCAACAUCACAGAGGGAAUGUCUGAAAAACUUCCUGAAAUUGAGGAAGCCGUCGACGGAAAUUCGCAACCUAACAUCACAGAGGCCAUAACUGAACAAGUUCCUAAAUCUAAGAAAAUCGACGACGCAACAUCGAUUCUCAACAUCACAGAGGGAAUGUCUGAAAAACUUCCUGAAAUUGAGGAAGCCGUCGACGGAAAUUCGCAACCUAACAUCACAGAGGGCAUAUCUGAACAUAUGCCUCAAUCUGAAGAAGCCAUCAACGCAACUUCGAAACCCAACAUCGCAGAGGGAAUAACUGAACAGAGUCCUCAAUCGAAAGAAGCCACCCACGAAACUUUGAUCCCCAACAUCCCAGAGGGAAUAUCUGAAAAAAUUCCUGAAAUUGAGAAAGCUGUCGAUGGAACUUUAGCACCUAAUAUUACAGGGAGCAUAUCUGAACAGACUCCUCGAUCUAAAGAAGCAGACCACGAAACUUCGAUGCCCAACAUCACAGAGGGAAUAUCUGAAAAAAUUCCUGAACGUGGGGAAGCUGUCGAAGGAACUUCGGAGCCCAAUAUAAUAGAAGGUCUAUUUGGAGGGAUUGUUGGAUCGGAGAAACCUGCAGUCGGAACUUCGAACCCCAAAAACACAGACGGUACAUCUGACAAAAUUCCUGAAAUUGAGAAAGCUGUCGAAGGAACUUUAGCACCUAACAUCACAGAGGAAAUAUCUGAACAGUCUUCUCAAUCUAAAGAAGCCACCCACGAUACUAUGAUCCCCAACAUCCCAGCGGGAAUAUCUGAAAAAAUUCCUGUAAUUGAGAAAGCUGUCGAUGGAACUUUAGCACCUAAUAUUACAGGGGGCAUAUCUGAACAGACUCCUCGAUCUAAAGAAGCCGACCACGAAACUUCGAUGCCCAACAUCACAGAGGGUAUAUCUGAAAAACUUCCUGAAUUUGAGGAAGCUGUCGAUGUAACUUUAGCACCUAACAUCACAGAGGUCAUAUCUGAACAGACUUCUCAAUCUAAAGAAGCCAACCACGAAACUUCGAUGCCCAAUAUCACAGAGGGAAUAUCUGAAAAAAUUCCUGAAAAUGGGGAAGCUGUCGAUGGAACUUCGGAGCACAACAUAAUAGAAGGGCUAUUUGGAGAAAUUGUUGGAUCGGAGAAACCUGCAGUCGGAACUUCGAACCCCAAAAUCACAGAGGGUACAUCUGAAAAAAUUCCUGAAAUUGUGGAAGCUGCCGAAGGAACUUUUGCACCUAACAUCACACAGGGAAUAUCUGCACAGACUUCUCAAUCUAAAGAAGCCGACCACGAAACUUCGAUACCCAACAUCACAGAGGCAAUAUCUGAAAAAAUUCCUGAACGUGGGGAAGCUGUCGAUGGAACUUCGGAGCCCAAUAUAAUAGAAGGGCUAUUUGGAGGGAUUGUUGGAUCGGAGAAACCUGCAGUCGGAACUUCGAAUCCCAAAAUCACAGAGGGUAUAUCUGAAAAGACUCCUCAAUCUAAAGAAGCCGCCCACGAAACUUCGAUCCCCAACAUCUCGCAGGGAAUAUCUGAAAAAGUUCCUGAAUUAGAGGAAGCUAUCGAUGGAACUUUGGCACCUAAUAUUACAGGGGGAAUAUCUGAACAGAUUCCUCAAUCUGAAGAAGCCAUCAACGGAACUUCGAACCCCAACAUCGCAGGGGGCAUAUCUGAACAGACUACUCAAUCUAAAGAAGCCGCCCACGAAGCUUCGAUCCCCAACAUCCCGGUGGGAAUAUCUGAAAAAAUUCCUGAAAUGGAGGAAGCUAUCGAUGGAACUUUAGCACCUAAUAUUACAGGGAGCAUAUCUGAACAGAUUCCUCAAUUUGAAGGAGCCAUCAAUGGAACUUCGAACCCGAACAUCGCAGGGGGUAUAUCUGAACAGACUCCUCAAUCUAAGGAAGCCGCCCACGAAACUUCGAUCCCCAACAUCCCGCAGGGAAUAUCUGAAAAAGUUCCUAAAAUUGAGGAAGCCGUUAACGGAACUUCAAAACCCAACAUUACAGAAAACAUAUCUGAACAAAUUCCUGAAGUGGAGGAGCCUGUCAUUGAAACUUCGCAACCUAACAUCACAGGAGUACUAUAUGAUGAUGUUACUGAAGCGGGCAGAGAGAAUGCCACGAAUGUUGCGUUAUCGAUAACCCCGGUUUCCUUGCCCAAGGGAAUCAAUGAACAACAAGAUUGUGUCAAAGAGGGUUUCUUCCCUGAUUCCGAGGAUUGUUCGAAAUUUUAUAGAUGCGUACUAUACGGAGAUUCGUUGGUUAGGUACCAGUUCUCUUGUCCCUUUGGAACGUUUUGGGACGAUCAGCUGGAAACUUGCAAUUUCCCAAAGAGAAUUAAGUCCAAGGGUUUAUGCAAACGUCGGAUGUACGCUGCAUCGCUAGUACCUGAAUUUUCAAAGUUCAAAAUUGAAGACAGUCCUGAUAUUGGCAAUCUAAGCGUAGAUAGGUUCUGUGUCAUUUGUCCAAGUGGUUUUCGGCGACAUCCGAAUUUCUGCAAUAUAUUUUAUCAGUGUGUUAAUAACGACGAUAUGAUGGUGAAUAUUAUACCGUUUGCGUGUCCAAGAGGCUCCGUCUUUGACGAGGAAAAAUUGUUGUGCUCAUCAGGAACAGACGAUUGCGCGAAAGUUUCACUUCACAAACUACCUGAUUCGAUUACAAUCAUAAACCGCUUAAAUAAGGCAUUAUGUACAAGCGAGGGUCGGUUCCCAUAUGAUGAACCUUGUUCAAGCAAAUAUUUCAAAUGUAUACGUAACGAACGAGGAGCACUCGAAGGAUAUCUACUAGAUUGUCCGUCGAAAUAUGCGUACUCACCAGUUUCGGGUAAUUGCGUACCUUCAGAGACAUAUCCAUAUUGCGCAAACUAUUAUUAAAUUAACGAUAAUAUUGAAUCUUAAUCACUUUUUAAUUUUACACUUGUCGCAAUUUGGUGAUUGCUGUAACGUGUUGGAGUUUAAAAAUAUCUACUUUUUGACUCAAAUUUAA
This is a messenger RNA of Bombus impatiens (common eastern bumble bee), 4910 nucleotides long. Its product is annotated as flocculation protein FLO11-like. Bases 131 to 4798 code for a protein of 1555 amino acids. The record is from RefSeq and is a predicted model, not a curated record. Gene Ontology annotation, molecular function: chitin binding. The transcript has 6 exons. NCBI's taxonomy places the organism in Eukaryota, Metazoa, Arthropoda, Insecta, Hymenoptera, Apidae. Gene Ontology annotation, cellular component: extracellular region.